AUGCCUUUUGCACGCGGCUCGACUGUGCGCAUGGCCGCCAGCAAUGCAGCGACGCUUCCGAAGCAGGAGACGGGCAUUUCUGCGCUGCUGGAUGCUCAGCCCGAGGCCGACGGCCGCGGCACGCUGGUGGCUGUCCUGGACACAGGCUGCGAUCUCGCGGCGGCCGGCCUCCAGGAGACAAGCGACGGGCGGCCCAAAUAUGUCGAUUUUAUCGACUGCACCGGCGGCGGCGACAUCGACACUUCAAAAAAGGUCAAGCCGGCGGAGGACGGGACGCUCGAGGGCCUCUCCGGCCGGACUCUCAAGCUGGGUGGGUGGGCCGAGGGCGUGGACGAGUUCCGGCUCGGGGCGCUCCGGUUGUAUGGCCUCGGCUCGAUGCCGACCUCGGUGUUGCGCCGCCUGAAGGAGGAGCGCAAGGCGGCGUUUGUGAUGCAGCAUCAGGCUGCGGUGAGCGCGGUGCAGCGCGAACUCGACGGGUUGGCGGACGGCGCGCCCAAGGAGGCAAAGAGGGACCUCGAGCUGCGGCUCGAGCAGUACGACGCGAUGAUGGACGGCUACACGGACCACGGACCGCUGCUCGACGUGCUGCUGUGGCGGCAGCAGCCUUCGGGCGUGUGGCAGGCCGUCAUCGACGUGGACGGCGAGGGCGACCUGAGCGCGGCUGAGCCGAUGGCGCCGUACGCGCACGCGCGGCAGGUUGGCGACAUGGGGCACGGGUCUGCGCUCACGUACUGCGUGCAGGUCUACGACGAGGGCGAGCGGCUCAGCGUCGUGACGGACGCGGGCUCGCACGGGACGCACGUCGCGGGCAUCGUCGCCGCCAACUUUGCUCUCGACUCCGCGCUCAACGGCGUCGCGCCGGGCGCGCAGGUGCUCGCUUGCAAGAUCGGCGACGGCCGGCUCGGCUCGGCAGAGACGGGCACCGGCCUCGUGCGCGCACUGAUCGCCGCCAAGGCGCGCGGCUGCGACCUCAUCAACCUGUCCUACGGCGAGCCGGCGUGGCAGCACGAUUCGGGACGCGUGGCCGAGACGUUCACAGCGGCGGUGCGGAAGUGGGGCAUGUGCGUCUUCACGUCGGCGGGCAACGACGGCCCCGCGCUCUCGUCGCUCGGCUCGCCCGGCGCGCUCUCGGCGCCGAUCUGCGUCGGCGCCUACGUGAGCCCGGCGAUGAUGGCGGAGCAGUACUCGAUGCUGCCGGUCGCCGACGUCUCGGGCGCCUCCUACUCCUUCUCGUCGCGCGGCCCGACGCCGGACGGCUUUAUGCCUUCGCUCUGCGCCCCCGGCGGCGCGAUCGCGCCCGUGCCGCGCCACGCCUUGCAGGGUAAGGCGCAGUACCACGGCACGUCGAUGAGCUCUCCCAACGCGUGCGGCGUCGCCGCGUGCGUGCUCUCGGCGCUCAAGCAGGCGGGGCUCUCCGUCGGCCCGAUCGAGCUGCGGCGCGCGCUGGAGAACUCGGCGCGCCCGAUCGAGAGCGAGCCGUUCGCGCAGGGCGCCGGGCUGAUCAACGCGCCCGCGGCGCUCGCAUGGCUCACAAGCCUCACAGGUGGCCACGAGGCCUCGAAGAGCGUCAUGGACCCGCUGCAGGAGUACCAGUGGAUCGUCGUCUUCGGCGCCAUCGCCGCCAUCUUCACCGCCUUUGUGCGCCGCCCCCGCCCCCGCCCCCCACCGCCCCCGUCCAAGCGCGCCAAAGCGAGACCCGCUCGCCCCCUCGCGCAGGGCAUCGGAGCCAACGACGUCGCCAACGCCUACGCCACCUCGGUGGGCUCCAAGGCGCUCACCAUCAAGCAGGCCUGCUUCCUCGCCGUCAUCUUCGAGUUCGCCGGCGCCGUCCUCGCCGGCUCGUCGGUCGCCGAGACCAUCCGCAAGGGCACCGCCGACUACAAGUGCUACUCGCAGACGUACAUGGACCAGGCGAUCCUGAUGUACGGCAACCUCUGCGUCGUCGGCGCGGUCGGCGUUUGGCUCCUCAUCGCCACCAAGUUCGAGAUGCCCGUCUCGACCACCCACUCCUGCGUCGGCGGCCUCGUCGGCAUGGCCAUCGCCUCCAAGGGCCCCGCCUGCGUCACGUG
Messenger RNA from Emiliania huxleyi CCMP1516, 2069 nucleotides. RefSeq lists its product as hypothetical. The record is from RefSeq and is a predicted model, not a curated record. NCBI's taxonomy places the organism in Eukaryota, Haptophyta, Isochrysidales, Noelaerhabdaceae. The annotation marks the transcript as partial. Gene Ontology annotation, cellular component: membrane; cytosol. Gene Ontology annotation, biological process: proteolysis; phosphate ion transport. The transcript has 5 exons. Gene Ontology annotation, molecular function: tripeptidyl-peptidase activity; serine-type endopeptidase activity; phosphate transmembrane transporter activity.